Molecule: messenger RNA, 1455 nt
Organism: Bradysia coprophila
Lineage: Eukaryota; Metazoa; Arthropoda; Insecta; Diptera; Sciaridae
Source: RefSeq, a predicted model, not a curated record
CAUGGCAGUUUCAUUGUUGUUAAAAAAAACUGUUUUUUGCAAUUUUAGUAAAAUUGUAAAUGUAGAUCGUUGAUAUUUGAACGCACCCUGCUAACAGACCAAAGAAAAUGCACAACUACUCAAACUAUAUUGAUUUCUAUGCUAAUCAACAAGUUCAACUACCACCUAGUCGAUCAGAAAUUUUGCACAAUUCACAUCAUACUGGCGAAUCAGCUCGUUCGAGUACUUCCAAUCAACAUCAUACUUGUGCCAGCCUAGUGCAACUACCGCUCAGCGCGCCUAGCCCAGUUUCAGACUCACACACACGUUUCCAAAAUAGACCAGUUACAGUCGAAAGAACUGUUCCAAAUGGAUCCAAUCAAUUUCUUGGAAAACCACCGACGUAUAUUGAAGCCAUUAGUGCAUCAAAUAUUGAUCCAAUUUUGGAACCGCCACCUUCAUACGAUUCGUUAUACGGCCGGAUAAUUGAAGCUCGAAAUCAAUACAAGGGGCCCAUGGAUUUUCUUAACAAAAUUUUUGUCUUAUUUCUGAGCACACUUUCAAUAUGUAUGAUCAUCAUUGGAUCUCUGUUUUUUCAUCGGUGUCCGCAAGGCAAAUAUAUUCCAGUGUUCCUUAUGGUCGAAGGAAUACUGCUUAUCAUCAAACUUGUGCUACGUUUUGCCACACGUGUGCAUCAAACUCCAGACGAUCCAGCUACUCUCCAGACCUGGCGAUCUGGAACACAAAGACUUAUCAAUUGUUUUAUCCUCUUUUUGUUCGUUACCGGAUCGGACUAUAUUUAUCGGAUGCACAAACCGAAUUACGAUAAAUCUCUCGGCUUGUAUUGCGACAAGACGCUGUAUCUAAUGUCAUUUUGGCUCGUUACGACCACCUAUACAUUUUUGGGCGUAAUAUUUUUUUCGAUUGCGAUGGUAUCCAUUGUCUUUCAAAAUUAUCAAAGACGCUUUAAUGUUUAAAUUAAAGUGGAAUAGUGAUUUGCAUUAUAGUGAACGCAAAGACAUGCGACUGCAAUCAGACUUGUUAAGAUUCAACUCACAAUAGUGGCUGGUUUAUUUCAUUUAUGGCAAUUGUUGAAGAUAUGUGCCACUUAUAAUAUUUCUAGGUUGGACGUGGGGUCCUCGAGAGAAGAUAGUUGUAAGGCCACUACUAAAAAAACAUGGGUGCUAGUUAUUAUUAAAAACACGCGUAUGAGAGAAAUCGUAUGAAUACAAUUGUGGUAUGAAGUGGUAUGUAAUGUCUAUUCUCCAAAAGUCAUAGUUUCUGCUCAAAACAGGUGACCAAAGUCAUCAUCAACAAAGCGUUUUCCAGCUGAUAUUAGGCUCUUAACGAACACAAAAUUGGUUUUGUCCGAAAGUAUACUGUAUACAAUAUUUUAUACUGCGAUAACCAAGUGUAUCUCAAAGCCACUUUUAUUAGUUUUAGUAUUUAUUAAAAUUCGUAAUAAAAAUAUGUUCC